AUGAAGCGCAGUAGCUCCUCGCCCGGUUCAGGCGAGUCACAGCGCAAACGCAAGGCAUCGUCUUCAAAUGAAGCAGUAGUUGCCCCAAAUGUUGCUGCUAGGCCUCAGCUACCGACUUCGUUUCCUCGAGGUGGUGGUACUGGACUCACGCCAGUUGAAUACCGUCAGUCUGUUCUUGAGGGUCGCAAAGAAUCGGCUGCUACUGAUGAUCUGUUCCAAGAGUCUAUGAGUGCAUCUAAAAAGAUGCGUGGUACAAAGCGCAAAAAAGAAAAAAAGGCUUUGGCAAAGGCUGAAGCAUCAAAAGAUCGAAUUCGUGUCGAGCUUUUGAAUUACAAGCGACUUUUGCCGGGAACCAAAAUAUUGUGUAAUAUUCAGGCUAUUCAUCCGCUAGCCCUCGUCGUGUCUAUGUGCGAUCAGAUGCUUGGACAUAUCCCUGUAACGAGCGUUAGUGAGAAGCUCACGGAACGCCUCCAAAACGCUCUAGAUCAGGAUGACGAGGACAACGAAGAGGAAGACGAAGAAGACGAGGAUGAAGAAGACGGUCCACCUGAGCUUCCAGACAUCUUUUCGGUUGGCCAGUGGGUGCGCGCGAGUGUUGAGUCUGUGACUUCAAUUGGCUCGAAACGCCAGUGGGGAAUGGGCCGUGAAGGCGGUGAAUACGAAAGAGAAAGCCAACGCGUCCAAUUAACGAUGGAGCCCCGUAUUGUGAAUGAAGGUAUUCGUGCAGAUGAUUUGAGUGAAGGUUACCUUUUAUCCGCGACGGUGCAGAGCCGCGAGGACUACGGAUACUCAUUGGAUUUGGGUGUGAGCGACGAUGUGCAUGGAUUUAUUCCGACCAAGGAGAUUCUUCGCGUGGGUGCUGUUCUAUUAGUCCAGGUGGCCUCGGUUGAUGGACGAGCGGUUAAGUGUAAGCAAGUCCAACAGGCAGCGCCUGCUCCCGUAUCCACGCCUCCUUCACAAAGCGCGAUUCUUCCUGGCUUGCCUGUCAAGGCUCUCAUUACAUCACAUGUACCACAAGGACUUUGCGUGAAACUUUUCGGCAUGUUAGAUGGUACAAUCGACUCGUUCCAUCUGCCUCGUGAUGUGGAUGAGAAAGAUCUAGCGCCUGGCAAGAAGGUGAUCGCACGGGUGCUAUGGAACAUGCCCGGCGAUUUUGAGCAAGCCCAAGAAGCGAGCGUAGAUGCUGUCGGUGCUCGGCGAAUUGGGCUUAGUUGCGCGCCUCAUGUUUGCUCAAUGGAAGCGCCGCUCGUGAAUGCAAAGCCCCUCACGGAGGCGUUUCCCAUCGGCACUCCGCUUCGUGUCCGUGUUGUGACGGUCUUCCGUGAGUGGGGUUUGGUGUGUCAGGUAAUAGGCCACGAUGUGGGUGCAUUUGUACACAUCUCCUUUGUAUCUGACGAGCAUGUAGAUGCUCUCUCGGCAACUGCUGGCCCAUGGUGCGUGGGUACAGAACACCAAGCUCGUGUCACGGGACACGCUCUGACGGACCGUUUGCUCAUGAUCAGUCUUCAGGCAUCGGUCCUCGAAAAAGAGUUUAUGCGUGUUAGUGAAGUGCCUCUUGGCCGUGUUGUGCGCGUCAGCAUCCGGAAGGUCACGCCAAAAGCCAUCUUUGUGCGCCUGAAUGGUAAUGUGGAUGGUGUCGUAUUCCCCUUGCACUUUUCAGACGUGCGCCUCACGCACCCUGAGAAAAAGUUCAAGCCGAAUUUGGAGCUUAAAGCGCGCAUUAUCCACACAGAUCCCAUGCGCAACCGUAUUGUGCUUUCUUUCAAACGCUCGCUUGUCACUUCUGAAUUGCCGCUGGUUGCGCACAUGAACGAGGCCAAAGUCGGUGUCAUUACGAAUGCCGUCGUGUUACGGCACUUGCAAGCGAGUAUCCUGGUAGAGCUGGGUGGUACGCUUCGGGCAGUUAUUCCCUUCUCCGAAGCGUCAGCCACGACCAUGCUAUCAGAACAGCUCCAGCAGCUUUAUCCUGCCGGUAAGGUUGUCAAGGUGCGCAUCACCAAGGUCGAGCCAGAAACCGGACGCAUCAUGGCGAGUAUCAAGCAGACAUCGCCCGAAUUCCUUCAGCACUUGAACGUGGAGGCUGUCCAAGUGGGUGAAAGUGUCAAGGCUCGCUUUGUCAGCGCACAGGACGGCGUGGCUAUCACGUUGCUGGAGCCUUCCAGCACUCGUGCGCUGCUUGCCCUGUCAAACCUCGCUCAGCAGCGUAACACGACUGUGGAUGAAUUGGAAGCUUCGCUGGAAGAAGGGGAGCUGCUGGAAGAUUUGUAUGUGGUCAGCAAGCAUGCUGCCAAAGGAUUUGUCGUGCUGAGUCAUGAAAAGCCUGUAUCCAAGAAACACAUCCAGCCAGGGGACGUAUACGAAGGCUGCGUUGUUCAGCGCCAGGAUGAGCACCUGUUUUGCCAUGUGGCCUUGAAGGGCACUUCGUGCCGCGCACGCUUGCAUAUUACGGAAUGCUUGGACGACUUAACCAAAGCGCGUCUCCCCGAGGUCGGUGAGCAUGUUACUUGCUGCGUGCUGCGUGCCCGCAAGGGAGGUAACGAAGCAGACGUUUCUAUUCGUCCAUCGCGACUCACUUCCGAUGCUCAAGUAAAGGAUCCUGCUAUUGGCUCGUCUGACCAACUGGAAGCUGGUAUGCACCUUCACGGCAUUGUCAAGGCCAUCACCAAUCAUGGUGUGUACGUUGCACUUGGACCACACACCGACGGACGUGUUAUGAUCAAGGAGCUCUUUGACGAAUAUAUCAAGGACUUCCGGAGCCAAUUCCAUGUGGGAGAAUGCGUGCGGGGUACAGUGCUGCAUGUUGAGCCGAAUGGCCAGGUGGAAAUGAGUCUCAAAAAGAGCCGUCUCGGCCAGGCGGUGGUCCAGGAUGUGUUUGCUGAUCUGCAAGUGGGACAAAAAGUUGCGGCCCGUGUUCGUGCCACAGCAGAGUAUGGUGUAUUCUUGAAGAUCGAUGGCACGGACAUCAGUGGGCUGUGCCACAAGAGCGAAUUAUCUGAUAAUAAAACAUCUGAUGCAGUCCGUGCAUUCGCCGUGGGUGACCGGGUCAAGGCCGUCAUUCUCAAAUUAGAUCAUGAGAAAAAGCGUAUCUCGUUCGGGUUGAAGCCCUCAUAUUUUGCCGACGAAGACUUUGACGAUGAAGAAGACGAGCAAGAGGAGGACAGUGACGAAGAAGAUGAGGAUGAUGAAGACGAUGAUGAAGACGAUGAAGAGGAAGAAGUCGCACACAGUCUUGUUGAUGAUGAAGCAGAGGAUGAGGACGAAGACGGAGAUGAAGAUGAAGACGAGAAUGGGGACGAAGACGGAGAGGAUGAUGAAGACGAGGAUAAUGAAGACUUGGUCGACUUGAUGGACGAUGAAGACGAUGACGAAGACAGCAUGGAUGAUGACGUCGACGAAAGUAUGGGAGACCUCGACCCAAAUGACGACGUUACUAAGAAUCAUGUUGAUGAGGCCGAAUCAGAUGGCGAUGAUGGCGAUGAUGCCCUGCCUGCUCGGUCUAUUCAAGAAGGUUUUCGUUGGGGUGCACCGGAGCAAGAGUCGGAAGACGAUUCGGACGAGGAUGAGCUGGACAAGUCCACUCGUCCAGCAAAAAAGGCCAAGUCGGACGACAUCACCGCUGACCUCUCGGCCAAGAAGCUCGACUCUGCCACAGACUUUGAGCGAGUGUUGUUAGGGUCGCCGAACAGUUCCUACCUUUGGAUCCAGUUUAUGACUUUCUAUCUACAACUUGGUGAUGUGGACAAGGCGCGUCAAGUGGCGAGGCGUGCCAUCAAGGUCAUUCAUUAUCGUGAGGAGCAGGAAAAGCUGAAUGUAUGGAUGGCCCUCCUGAACAUUGAAAAUUUGUACGGCUCGCCAGAGACGCUAGACGCCGUUUUCAAGGAGGCUGUGUUGUGCAAUGAUGCACUGGAAGUACAUAUGCGCCUCCUGUCAAUCUUUGAGCACGGUGAUAAGGUAGACGAGGCGCUGGCUCUUUUCCCGCGCACCGCGAAAAAGUUUGGCUUUGUGCCCGACGUUUGGAUCCGGUGGUACGAAUUUCUUUUGCAGCACGAGAGAAGCGAUGACGCACAUGCGCUCGUCUCUCGCAGUCUUCAAAGCCUCGAUCGUACAAAGCAUCUCCGGGCUCUCACAGCGUAUGCCUUGGCAGAGUACAAGCUAGGCGACGUUGAACAUGCCCGGACAUUGUUUGAAACUCUCGUGGAGCGGUAUCCUAAACGAUCCGAUCUGUGGUGGCAGUACGUCGACCAGGAAGUGCGCUUGGAGAACAUAGAGGGUGCGCGUUCGCUGAUGGAGCGGUGCCUCGUCGCCCGGAAGCACACCACAAAGCAAAUCAAGGCCCUCCUCCAGAAAUGGCUUGUCAUCGAGAAACGCAUCGGUGACCAAGCAGGCGUCCAGCGUGUCUUGGAACGUGCACGCGACUUUGUGGCCCGUGUCCAACAAGGGUCCGUGGACGAGCAAGUCGAGUCAGAGGAGGAUGAGUGA
This is a messenger RNA of Malassezia restricta, 4479 nucleotides long. Its product is annotated as rRNA biogenesis protein RRP5. The record is from RefSeq and is a predicted model, not a curated record. Lineage: Eukaryota; Fungi; Basidiomycota; Malasseziomycetes; Malasseziales; Malasseziaceae. Gene Ontology annotation, cellular component: nucleolus; small-subunit processome. Gene Ontology annotation, molecular function: RNA binding; protein binding. Gene Ontology annotation, biological process: rRNA processing. The transcript has a single exon. The coding region runs from base 1 to 4479 and encodes 1492 amino acids.